Molecule: messenger RNA, 1167 nt
Organism: Trachemys scripta elegans
Lineage: Eukaryota; Metazoa; Chordata; Testudines; Emydidae
Gene: PAX4
Product: paired box 4
Exons: 12
Coding region: 1-1167 (388 amino acids)
Biological process (GO): anatomical structure development; regulation of transcription by RNA polymerase II
Molecular function (GO): DNA-binding transcription factor activity, RNA polymerase II-specific; RNA polymerase II cis-regulatory region sequence-specific DNA binding
Source: RefSeq, a predicted model, not a curated record
AUGGGUCCGAUAGACCGUAUUCACAAUGACGUCGCCGGGCGGGGGGAGGGGGCGUCUGGAAUUGCCGCCCCAUCGCUCACUGAGCUGAACAACCCUCGGGAGGACGCCCCGGCACUGGGAAGCAGCGACCUGACGCCUGAGACAUGCCGCACCAAGCCUGCCCCGCCCCGUCUUCCGCGCCCACCAGCCACACAACCUCCCUCCCCGUCGCACCGCCUGCAAACGGCUCCUCCUGGCCCUGCCCUGCUGGCAGGGGCUGGCGGCGUGAACCAGCUGGGGGGGCUCUUCGUGAAUGGCCGCCCCCUGCCCCCCUGCAAGAGGAAGAGGAUCGUCCAGCUGGCGGCGAGUGGGGUGCGCGCCUGUGACAUCUCCCGGAGCCUGAAGGUAUCCAAUGGCUGCGUCAGCAAGAUCCUGGGCCGCUACUACCAGACAGGCGCCGUGGAGCCGAAGGCCAUCGGCGGCAGCAAGCCCCGCAUGGCCACCCCAGAGGUGGUGGCCCGAAUCGCGCAGCUGAAGCUGGAGCACCCGUCCAUCUUCGCGUGGGAGAUCAGGAGGAAGCUGGGCUCCGAGGGCAUCUGCGCCAGCGACCGGACGCCCAGCGUGUCCUCCAUCAACCGGGUGCUGAGGAACCUGCAAGGGGACAUGCGGCUCACAGCUGACUUUGGUUUCAUGAUGGAGCCAUCACCACCAGCCCCAUUGCUGGCCUCCCCCUCCCCGAGCUCAGCGUCGGCCAGGGGACCCCCGCCGGGCGUCCAGCACCGGAACAGGACGGUCUUCUCAAGCCAGCAGUCCGUGGCCUUGGAGAAAGAAUUCCAGAGAGGGCAGUACCCCGACUCCGCUACCCGGGAGAAACUGGCCUCGGCCACCCAGCUCCCCGACACCACCAUCAGGGUUUGGUUUUCAAACCGAAGAGCCAAAUGGAGACGAGAGGCAAAGCUGAAGCUGGAGACUGACCGUGCAGGGUCGUGGUGUGACUGGAUUCUGUCUCCCUUUGCACCAACUCCCCAGGCCUUUGCUGCUUUUCAUCCGUCCUCAAUGACCGACACCAUCUCCACACAGGCUUCCCCUCUGCCCACCAGACCCACGCCGUCAGCCAGCAACGGGGCUCUGGCCCUUCUCCCAGGGGAUGAUCCCGGCUGGAUCCACCCCGUCAGGACGGUGGAUUAG